Molecule: messenger RNA, 1548 nt
Organism: Didymodactylos carnosus
Lineage: Eukaryota; Metazoa; Rotifera; Eurotatoria; Philodinida; Philodinidae
Source: the annotation of a GenBank genome assembly
AUGACUGACCAAGAAAUGAACGUAGAGAGAGAAGAACAUGCACAAAGGGAGACUAUUAAAUUAUUAUGUCUGAAUCUGAAUGCGAUAAGGCAACAACAUCUUCCGAUAUUCUACGAAGUUAUACCUGGUUUUGCUAGUUGUUUUAAUUGUAAAAAAGCGUUACAUUAUGAAAGUAGUACAAAAUAUAUGAAAAGUCAUAAUUGUAUACCUUCAACAACAAUAAACGAAGGACCAUUAGCUAAAUAUUUAAAUAAUAAGAAAGUUACCGAUGUUCAAAAACAAGACAAAGAUCAAAUGAAACAAAAAUUAACUCAAUGGAUUUGCUCAUCAGUUCCAUCAUUUAGUAUUAUUGAAGAUUUCGGAUUAAAUGAAGUAAUUCAAGAAGCUGUUCGUAUUGGUCAAAAGUAUACUAAUCCAGUUAAUGUUAAUGACAUUCUUGUUAAAACAGAUUCAAUUGCAAAUCAUGUUCGUUGUUUAGCUGAACAAUAUAGGCAAUCAUUAAAACUAAUUUUAAUUGAACAAGCUGAAGCUGGAGUGUUAUGUAUCAAUCCGGAUUUAUGGAGAGAUAAAUAUCUUGAUAUGAAUAAAGAAAUACAAGAUAAUUAUAGUGUAGCAUUAAAACAAUCAAAUGUAACAGGAUGGUUGUCUUUAUCUAGUUUAUUAGAAUCAAUUGAAAUAUCAAUAGAACAUGCUCGAUCAAUAAUAUCAUCGAAACCAGCAGCUGUUAAACAAAAAGUCUGUAUAAAUAAAAUUAAUAUUGAAAGUAUUAAAGAUUUAGUUUGUUUAUUGAAACCAUUUAAACAUGUAUCGACAUUAGUUCAAACUGGGGAUACACCCUCAUUGCAUAUGGUUUAUGUUGCUAUAAAUAAACUAGAACUUCAUCUUGAAGAAAAGGAUAUUGAUCAAGAUGGAAAAUGUAUCAUUAUUGAUGCUAGACAUGAAGGAAAUAAUUUCUUUCGACAAUGUUUGCGACAAUUAUUAUCAACGAUAUUUUCAUUUGAUAAUAGACAUUUAGCAGCUGCACUAUUACAUCCACAAUAUCGUAAAUUAACAUAUGCCGAUGAUUAUCGAAGAGGUAUUACACAUGUUUAUGUUCGUGAACAAAUUAAAAAAAUGUACGGAAAUGUUAAUCAGCAAAAUAAUGAGUUGGCAACAAUAGAUGAACCAUCGAAAAAAAAAUAUAAAACGAUGGAAGAUCAAUUUAUGGACCCUGAUGACAAUGAUGCUGAUAAUAAUUUAACAACAUCUCGAUCGCUUCUAGAUGAACUAGAUAAAUAUUUAAAAAUGGCAAUUGAUGUGCAAUUCAAACAGCCAAGUCCACUAGUAUUUUGGAAAGAUCAUCAGCAGAAAUUUCCGUAUCUGGCAAAGCUUGCUCGACAUUUAUAUUCAAUUCCAGCAACGUCUGCUGGAGUCGAGAAGCAGUUUAGUGCCGCGGGUCUUGUAAUUAAUAAACGACGAUCAUCAUUAAAUCCUGCUACUGUAGAAGCUAUAUUAUUUGUACGAUCAAUUCAAAAAUCACUUGAAAAAGAUCCACAUCUAUUUUCCUAA